Messenger RNA from Salvelinus sp. IW2-2015, 3395 nucleotides. RefSeq names its product ER degradation enhancer, mannosidase alpha-like 1 (gene edem1). The record is from RefSeq and is a predicted model, not a curated record. Gene Ontology annotation, biological process: carbohydrate metabolic process; endoplasmic reticulum mannose trimming; mannose trimming involved in glycoprotein ERAD pathway. Gene Ontology annotation, molecular function: mannosyl-oligosaccharide 1,2-alpha-mannosidase activity; calcium ion binding. Gene Ontology annotation, cellular component: membrane; endoplasmic reticulum. NCBI's taxonomy places the organism in Eukaryota, Metazoa, Chordata, Actinopteri, Salmoniformes, Salmonidae.
UUUUGUUGACAGGAAGAGUGUGGUGCGCUGUCGAAUUAGUCAGCCAGGCUGCCUAGGUGGCUUGUAAGCAAUACACAGAAGACAAUUCAGCCAUCUAUUCAUCAAAGGAUUGUCAAAUUGAACUAUGGUUUUUAAGACCGAUCCAGGGCAAAUAUGCAAUGGAGGUCAAUAGUGGUUGCUCUCGUCGUGCUCAGACUCACUGUCAGUUGUCUGCUAUGGCUAGCGUUUGGGCUGGGACCUAGCUGGGGGUUCAACUUCCCCCUUAAUUUCAAUUUCAAUUUGCACAAAAUAGAACUUUUUAAGCAAGAUGAUGGGGAAUCCGCAAAGGCCAAUUCCUGGUCUCAACGAAUACACGGCCAUGGAGACGCACAAUGCAGAACCUCUUGUGCCAGUAAAGAGGACUCACCUAAGAAGUCUUACCUUAGCCUCUUUGAGGGGGACAGGGACGAGUAUGACAGGAGAUAUAGCUCCUUCCCGGACACACUCAAGUUAAAGAUGAAAGGCAUGGCCAAAGACAUGUUCUACUUUGGAUAUGACAACUACAUGAAAUAUGCCUUUCCUGAGGAUGAGCUGAAUCCCAUUGACUGUCAAGGGAGAGGGCCUGACGUUCUCAACCCGUCAAACAUCAACAUCAAUGAUGUUUUGGGAAACUAUUCCCUGACACUCAUUGACACCCUUGACACUUUACUGGUCCUGGGGAAUGUGUCAGAGUUUCACAGAGCGGUGAAGUUGGUGAUAGACACAGUCUCUUUCGACAAGGACUCCACUGUGCAGGUGUUUGAGGCUAACAUCAGGAUCCUGGGUAGCUUGAUCUCUGCUCACAUCCUCCUGACUGACCCCAAGCAUCCCUUCGGCAACGUGGGCCUGGUGGACUAUGACAAUGAGCUACUGCACCUGGCCCACGACCUGGCAGUACGCCUGCUGCCAGCCUUCGAGAACACCAGCACAGGCAUUCCCUACCCCAGGGUGAACCUGAAGAGUGGUGUCCCUCCAGACAGCAUCAAUGAGACUUGCACAGCAGGGGCUGGCUCCCUGCUGGUGGAGUUUGGCAUUCUCAGCCGUCUGAUUGGAGACUCCACGUUCGAGUGGGUGGCCAGACGGGCUGUCCGAGCCUUGUGGAAACUGAGGAGCAAUGAGACGGGCUUGCUAGGGAACGUGGUGAACAUCCAAACGGGACAGUGGGUUAGCAAGCAGAGUGGCCUGGGAGCAGGGAUGGACUCGUUCUACGAGUACCUGCUCAAGUCGUACAUCCUGUUUGGAGAGAAAGAGGACUACCGGAUGUUCCAAGCUUCUUAUGAGAGCAUCCAGAACCACCUGAGAAGAGGGAGGGAGUCAUGUAACGAAGGAGAAGGGGACCCUCCACUCUACGUCAAUGUGAACAUGUUCAACGGCCAGAUCAUGAACACCUGGAUCGACUCCCUGCAGGCCUUCUUCCCCGGCCUCCUGGUGUUGAAUGGGGAUGUGGAGGAGGCCAUUUGCCUGCAUGCAUUCUACUACGCCAUCUGGAAGCGCUUCGGGGCCCUGCCGGAGAGGUACAACUGGCAGCUACAGGCACCUGACGUGCUCUUCUACCCCCUGAGGCCAGAACUGGUGGAGUCCACCUAUCUCCUGUACCAGGCAACCAAGAAUCCUUUCUAUUUGCACGUUGGAAUGGAUAUCCUAGAGAGCCUAGAAAAAAAUGCCAAAGUCAGGUGUGGGUAUGCCACUCUCCACCACGUGGUGGACAAGUCCAAAGAGGAUCGCAUGGAGAGCUUCUUCCUCAGCGAGACCUGCAAAUACCUUUACCUGCUGUUUGAUGAUGACAACCCCUUGCACAAAUCCGAGAACAAGUACAUCUUCACCACGGAGGGCCAUGUGGUGCCUAUCGACAAGCGUUUUCGGGAGAAGCAGUGGAACGACCUGUCCCCCUGUGAGAAGGUGGUAACAGAUCAGGAAACUUCCAACGGGCCUUUCUCUAACAAUAGCAACUGUGACCGGAUCCCUGAGGAGCGGAGGUAUUCUCUACCUCUGAAGAGUGUGUACAUGAGACAGAUCGAUCAUAUGGUGGGACUGUUUUGAGCUCUUGGAGGAGAGGAGGACACUGGUGUGAACGGGUCCCCAGUCUGUAGACUCACUCAGGCACAGCUUGUUGUGUGAAGAGGACAGAGGGGAAUAGACCCUUAUCGUCUCACCUCACCCCCCACUCCGAACUCUUCUGCUGCUCAGGACCAAGGUGGACAAUACCAACUCUCUAGAACACCUUUUAUUUUUUAUUUUGCGUUAUUGUUUUAUAAUAUGCAUCACUUAGUGUACAGAGGGAGACAUUUCUUUUUUAAAGGAGACUUAAAAAAAAAWAUGUUUUGAGUGUGACUCGUCGGGGUUGGUGCCAGUACGACUGGGAUUUUUUGCUUCAGGAAUAAAUGAACGAAGCAAUGAGGGAUUUAGUGUUUGGGUGUGGGUCUGUAGCUAGGUGUUCUGAACAUACAGCUGAUCUGUGAAAUAUUUUUGGGUUGUGGGAACAGUGCCAUCCAGAUACAGGUUUGUAGUUCAAGUGCAUUACUCAAAAAUAGAUCGCACUACACAGGGUGACUAGUGCCUCACUGCUUGGGAUUUCCAAAGGCCUCUUGGAAUGUCACAGUUCUUAUGUUUUCAGAGGCCUCCGCUUCGGAGUCAUCCAGCUUUUCUCUUUUAUUCAUUCGGUAAUAUUACGUUUGUGAGGUGAGUGUGUGAGAUAUGCAUCUCUGACUAUCAUGCGAUGGCCCUUGCAAUAGGCAGAUGUAUGCAUGUCAUUUUAUGUGCCAUGACAGUGAGAUAGAGAUACUAYACAAUCACAUGGACAACAGUGCCUUGGGCUUUUUGGUUCAUUAUUAAUACAGACUUGACUUGAUGCAGUGAAAUAGGUUAUUCCAUUCUGAGACCGUUUUGUUUGUUGGAAGUCAUUCCUCUUUAGUACAAUAUUAAUGACACGGAUCAUGGCACAUAGCCAGGUCAGUCUGUCAUACCUGUAUCGUUUGAACAAAGCCAUAAAGUGUGUCAUGUUUUUAAGAUUGCUGUGUAAGAGUGGCAUGUCUCCAUUGAACAAUAAUGAUACAUUUCUAUUCAUAGUAUUCCUAUUCAAGAAAGGGCUAUGUCAUGUCAGACACUCAUGCGGAUAUAUUUUCUGUUGAGUAUGCAGGUUGUACUGCUUUGUUCACAUUCCUGUUAGCUUAGCUCUAUAUCCAAAGUUUUAGUACGUAGUUAUACAGUAUGUGUAUGUGGAAGCAAAUGGUCCUUCCCAUCGAUAACCAUCCCUUAAUGCUGCUAGCAGAAUAUCUCAAGUACCUGUAUGUGGAGAGGAAACUCAGGGAUUGACAAAUGUCAUGUUUCUUUUCUGGGAGUGAACUCUUGGUGGUUUUUGUUAAAGAUGAUCUUCUUGA